AUGCGAGUACACGAACCAGAAUGCGAAUUUGAUGUAAAUGUACCAUGGCCUGGCGUGUUCGCCACCCCAGCUCAGGGUGUUUUUCUUUCACCUUUACGUGUCAGUGUAAACAAGAUGGUCGUCUAUAGCGUCUUGGGACGGUUGGCCCUCCUGGCUUCUUUGGCAGUCUCUGCGCCGUCACCCGCAAGUCUUGACUCGGACCUCACUAUACUGCUCGACAAUGAUCUGCGAGGAGCCAGCAGUCCCACAGCCGACUCGGGGUUGAUUGUGCUCAGCCCCAAAACGUACGAAGAUGCUCUCGCAAGCUGUCAAGCGUUGAAUGAGGAGCUCUGGUCUCCUGGCUUGGGCUCGGCAAGCAUUCAGCCGAACCUGGACUAUCUCGUCUACGAAGGCAAGGCGACCAAGCACUCCAUUUUCUGGAUAGCGGCCAAAAACAAUCAAACACUUGCUCUGAGCGCCUCAGGAAAAAUCAAGACGGCACACCCUGGCCAGGAACUGAGCGUCUUGUGCACACAGUCGGCCCCUUUUGCUAACUCUACUUCCACGGAUACAAACACCGAGUGGCAAGUAUCUGUGCACUCAAACAAUGAGGACCUCGUUGGCUUCCGUGAUCGUACAUCCUUCCGAUUCUACGGGGUCCGUUAUGCGCCACAGCCAGAGCGGUUCACAUAUUCCGUGCCAUAUGCCGGCUCCAAUGGCUCUGUCUCAGCAACCAGUUUCGGAUCCCAGUGCGCCCAGCAAUGGGCGGACGGAACCGAGGACUGCCUGUUUCUGAACAUCUGGACGCCUUACCUGCCAUCUGAGGGCAGUAAAUGUGACAAGAGCACUCUGAAGCCUGUGAUGUUCUGGAUCCACGGCGGUGCGCUCAUCAGCGGCACGGGAAACGACAAUACGUUCGAUGGCGGGAGCGCCGCCUCCAGGGGAGACGUGGUCGUGGUUACCAUUAACUAUAGGCUGUCGACGCUCGGCUAUCUCGCCCUAGACGACGGCGUCACCAACGGCAACUUUGGCCUGGGUGACCAAAUAAACGCUUUGGACUGGGUGCGGGCCCACAUUCAGGACUUCGGCGGUGACCCUGACCGUAUCACGAUUCUGGGCCAGUCCGCCGGGGCUGGUUCAGUCCGUGCCAUCAUGGCUUCGCCUGAAGGCGAGGGAAAGUUUGCCGGUGCAAUCCAGAUGUCUAAUGUUGGAGGCAGGGAGCUCGGGGGAGGAACAUACUCUCGCUUCUAUCCACUCGAAGAGGCAUACGAAGCGAUGGCCAAUCCAAUCCUUGAUGCAACCAACUGCACAGACGCAGAGUCCCAGGUCGAUUGUCUUCGUGCCGUGCCUGCUUCGACCCUCUUGAGCCUCGACUCUGUCGCUCGCUUCUUCGUCGUCGAUGGCACGUACCUCACUACAGAGAACCUGACUCUGACCGGGCCCGAGGCUCCGUACAAGCUGAUGAUCGGCACCAUGAAGGAAGACGCUGGCGCGUUCUUCUCGUUCCCGACCACAACGAACGAGACAGAGUACUUGCAGUCAAUCGGCUACGACCUCCCACAGGCAACGCUGGACGAACUCUUCCCACUGCCCAACGGCACAAACCAGACCCUGAACGUGUUCGACGUCGCCGCGCGCGUGGGGACAGACGACCAGUUUAGGUGCGACGCCCAGGCCACCGCGGCCGCGGGGCUCGCAAGCGGGAGAUACGGCUCCAUCUACAUGUACGAGUUCGAGAGGUCCUACGCGCUCUUCAACUACCCCGGCACGGAUGUCUGCCAGCCACCCGUGACCGCCUCGCACCCGAACGGGGACCCCAGCCUGCCCUACCUGAUGUGCCACUCCGGCGAGCUGUACCUGGUAUUCGGCAACGUGGCGUUCCAGGGCCUGCCCGAGCGCGACGGCUACGACCUGUCCUUUGAGCAGCUGACGCUCGACUCCUUCACCUCGUUCGUCAGGACCUUCAAUCCCAACCCUGACCGGGGUUUCCUCGAGGCGAGACGGUUCACGAAUACCACCAAGGAGCUGGAGAAGGCCGGGGCGUGGAGGCCUGCCACGAAGGGGGACCUGACACUCAGGGCGUUGCGGUGGGAGUCGUAUCAGGAUGGCUUCAGGGAGCUGCAGCAAUGCGAGGCUCUUGGGCAGCCCCUGACAUAUUGGGAGUGA
Messenger RNA from Diaporthe batatas, 2145 nucleotides. RefSeq lists its product as uncharacterized. The record is from RefSeq and is a predicted model, not a curated record. The transcript is spliced from 4 exons. NCBI's taxonomy places the organism in Eukaryota, Fungi, Ascomycota, Sordariomycetes, Diaporthales, Diaporthaceae. Bases 1 to 2145 code for a protein of 714 amino acids.